AUGCUGGCAGGUAAUCUCGAGCCCAAACGUCUUGUUAUACCUCUAGAAGUUCACGAGCCGCCGGAUCGAGAGACGAGGCGGCGAGAAUUUGUUAGACGCGUGCGAACCCAAAAACACAUCAUGUCGCCCAGGUCAACAAGCGAAGAGCAACCGCCCCCUGCGCGCGUGACCAUCGCGGCAGACACCAAGGCGCAUGAUUAUGCCGCCGCCCCCGAAGCCAGCGGCAGCCGGACCAACGCCAACGGCUGGGACGGCAAGCUGCGCAUACCAAAGUCGGCCAUCCUGACCAACGCCGAAGCCAUCUCCGACCCAGAGUACUCAGACGACGAAAACGUGCUGCCUGGCGAGGAGAUUGCCGCCGACGAGGAUUUACUAGAAAAUGAAGACCCCGAGACGAAACAAAUCAACGUGACCCAUUCGCGCGUCGGGUCCAUGGAGCGCCUACGCCUCGACCGCUUCCAAAAAGUCGUGCAAAUCUGCCUGCGACAGAACAAUAUCCAGCGCAUCGAGGGCCUCGACGCCCUCGGCGGCACCCUCGAGGACCUCGACCUCUACGACAACCUCAUCGCCCACAUCCGUGGUCUCGAGCACCUGACCAAGCUGACCAACCUCGACCUCAGCUUCAACAAAAUCAAGCAUAUCAAAAAUGUCAACCACCUCAAGGACCUCAAGACGCUGUACUUCGUCGCCAACAAGAUCAAAGACAUUGAAAACCUUGACGGGUUGAACAAGAUCACGUCGCUCGAGCUUGGGUCCAACCGUAUCCGCGAGAUCAAAAAUCUAGACACCCUCACCGGUAUCGAGGAGCUGUGGCUCGCCAAGAAUAAAAUUACGACCCUCGCCAACCUCGGGGGCCUGCCGCGCCUGCGCCUCCUCAGCAUCCAGUCCAACCGCAUCCAGGAUCUCAGCCCACUCAAGGAGGUUCCGCAGCUCGAGGAGCUCUACAUUUCGCACAACCUGGUCACCUCGCUCGAAGGGCUCGAGGCCAACGUCAACCUUACCACCGUCGACGUCGGACACAACAAGAUUGACAGCCUUGCCGGGCUCGGCCCGCUCGCUAAGUUGGAAGAGGUAUGGGCCAGUUACAACCUCAUCAUGGACUUUGCCGAUGUGGAGCGGGCGCUCAAGGACAAGGAGCAGCUGACGACAGUGUACUUUGAGGGGAACCCCCUGCAGCUCCGCGCCCCCGCGCUGUACCGGAACAAGGUCCGUCUGGCGCUCCCGCAGCUCAAACAGAUAGAUGCGGACCGACUUCAAGCGAAUGAGGCACCAUACACGUCCGGCUCAAGCACCAAGUGCAAGCGCAAUAAUUUUGCCUCAUGGGUCAGUGAUACAUGA
Cordyceps militaris CM01 is the source of this 1338-nucleotide messenger RNA. Its product is annotated as protein phosphatases PP1 regulatory subunit sds22. The coding region runs from base 1 to 1338 and encodes 445 amino acids. Lineage: Eukaryota; Fungi; Ascomycota; Sordariomycetes; Hypocreales; Cordycipitaceae. The record is from RefSeq and is a predicted model, not a curated record. Gene Ontology annotation, molecular function: protein binding. The transcript has 5 exons.